Plasmopara halstedii is the source of this 804-nucleotide messenger RNA. RefSeq lists its product as uncharacterized. The transcript has a single exon. Lineage: Eukaryota; Oomycota; Peronosporomycetes; Peronosporales; Peronosporaceae. The record is from RefSeq and is a predicted model, not a curated record. The coding region runs from base 1 to 804 and encodes 267 amino acids.
AUGGCCGGCUCUAUGGGCUCAGACGUGCACGACUAUAUUCCCGAGUCUCCUAGACGUGGCAACGUACAAGGACUUGUGACAUACUAUGAUGCCUUGGGGGUAGUUAAGGAAGCGCAGAUUACUCUUUCUACUUCAACAGUUCCGAUCGUUCGGGGUGAGCCCGUCGUGGAUGGAUCCGAGCUGCAGGAAAAAAGAUCUCAACAGCAAAGGGAACAGGGACGUCAUGAGCAGGAACAGGCUGAGGAGGACAAACUGCAGAAAGCAGAGGAGACAAAGGAUCAGGUCAUCAAUCAACUAAGUAAUCAGGACACGAGUGAUAUGGAGUCAUUGCUGCCAAAGUUUCAAGAAUACUCGCUUCCUUUGAGCAGAAUUCCGCCACCAAAAUCGCGCGAGGAUCACCGUGCCGCCUCGUCAGUUUGCAAGCCUUCGCCUGAAAGCGCGCCGCACGUUCGGAUGUCUUACACAGUCGUAGCCGACAUAACACAACCACUAUUUGUACCCCCGCCAACGCCAGUCUCCGCUCGUAUUCGUGGCCCGCGCACAAGCUACGCAGCGUUUGCAACGAGGAUUGAGAACUCUUCAUCUCGAUUGCUAGACUUUGAGAGAGAUGUGCGGUGGCUGGGGCAGGUUGAGGCUAUGAAAUGCCGUGUGGAAACGCUCAAGCGUCGAAAUCAGAUUGCUCUCGCAAAGGAAGUAGCAAGCGCUCCUCGCAGGAGCAGAAGUAUGAGUGAAUGCAGUGGCGUGUCAACGGCAUCCACAGCGUCGAUGUCUUCAAUGGAUUUACCUGAGAUUAACUGCCAAUAA